AAUUAAAUGAAAUAGCGAUUUUAGGGAAAAGUUUGUCUUGUCACUGCCUCCUCAACUGGUAUUGGUUUGGCAAUCAGUGAAUAGUUUGCCAAAGAAGGAGCUACAGUUAUUAUCAGCUCUAGAGACAAAAAACACAUUGAUGCUGCAGUUGAGAAAAUUAGAAAUUCCGGAGGAAAAGCCGAAGGAUACGCAUGUCAUGCUGGCAAAAUUGAGGAUCUUUAAAAGAUGAUUCAAUUCAUCAAGGAAAAGUAUGGUCGACUAGACAUUCUUGUACCUAAUGCAGCUGUGUCAACCCAUUUCGGAUUCGCACUAGACAUGACCCCAUAAUAAUAUGAUAAAUUGUUUGAGGUCAAUCUAAGAGGAGUAUACUUCUUAAUCCAGGCUGCUUAUCCCUUACUCAAAGUAUUCAUAAUAUUCAUCUUCUAAGGAGACCAAAGAUUCUAACAUUGUUAUCAUUUCAUCUAUCGGAGGAUAUGAAUCAGAAAUGGGUUUGGGAAUGUACAGUGUUACCAAGACAGCCUUAUUGGGGAUGACUAAGGUUCUAAGCAAGGACUUGGCUCCAAUUAGAGUGAAUUGUUGUGCUCCUGUAUUUGAUGUUAGUUAUUUUUCUAGGGUUUAAUUAAAACUAAAUUUAGCUCAGUUUUAUGGGAAGGGAAAGAACAAGCAGCUACUGAGUUUAUGAAGGUGGAAAGACUGGGAUUACCAGAAGACAUUGGAAAUGCCGUAGCAUUUUUAGCUUCAUCAGAGGCUAGUUAUGUAACUGGUGAAACAUUAAUUGUGGCUGGAAGAGCAUCUCCUAGAUUGUGAGAGUCUAAGUUAUUAAAUUAAUU
Molecule: messenger RNA, 830 nt
Organism: Paramecium octaurelia
Lineage: Eukaryota; Ciliophora; Oligohymenophorea; Peniculida; Parameciidae
Source: the annotation of a GenBank genome assembly